AUGACUUCUAACCUUGGUGCAGACCACCUUGUUUCAGGGCUUACAGGUGAAAUGACAAUGCAAGUGGCUCGAGACAACGCAAUGAAAGAUGCGAAAAAACAUUUCAGGCCAGAGCUGUUAAACAGAUUGGAUGAGAUAGUUAUGUUUCAUCCUUUGUCCCACGAGCAUUUGGCAAAAAUUGUUCAACUCCAAGUGAAGAAUGUUAGGCCUAUUAGAAGAUGGCUAGAGAGGAAAGUGGUCACAGAUAUAUCAAUGAUGAUUGUGCGAGAAGAAAUCGGUGACGAUUCCAUUGUGUGCAUUGAUGUAAACGAGGCUAAAACUGAUCUUGUCUACCGAAUAGAUAAAAAUGUUUUUGUGAAGAUAGAGCAAACAUUAGAUGUUGUGAUUCAUUCAGGGAAUAAGAGAGGAAGAAGCAAUGACGAAGAUCACAUCGUCACUUUAACCAAAAAAAUAAAAAAUGAAGUCGUAGUGAUAGAUUGA
Messenger RNA from Arabidopsis thaliana (thale cress), 480 nucleotides. RefSeq names its product chaperone ClpB1-like protein. The transcript is spliced from 2 exons. The coding region runs from base 1 to 480 and encodes 159 amino acids. The record is from RefSeq and is marked reviewed. NCBI's taxonomy places the organism in Eukaryota, Viridiplantae, Streptophyta, Magnoliopsida, Brassicales, Brassicaceae.